This is a messenger RNA of Centrocercus urophasianus (Greater sage-grouse), 15242 nucleotides long. RefSeq names its product mannosidase beta (gene MANBA). The coding region runs from base 1 to 2655 and encodes 884 amino acids. Gene Ontology annotation, biological process: glycoprotein catabolic process; carbohydrate metabolic process. NCBI's taxonomy places the organism in Eukaryota, Metazoa, Chordata, Aves, Galliformes, Phasianidae. The transcript has 23 exons. Gene Ontology annotation, molecular function: beta-mannosidase activity. The record is from RefSeq and is a predicted model, not a curated record.
AUGGACCGCGCCGCCAUGCUGUUGUCGCCGCUGCUGCUGCUGAUGGCUGCGGGGGGGGCGGGCGCGGGCGGCCCCGAGGUUCACAGCCUGCGGGGUAGCUGGCGGCUGGGCAACGGGAACGGCUCACUGUCGCUCCGAGGGGAGGUGCCGGGUUGCGUGCAUACCGCCCUGCACCGCCGAGGCCUCAUCCAGGAUCCAUACAAUAGAUUUAAUGAUGUGAUGUACAGGUGGAUCUCACUGGAUAACUGGACUUACAGCAAGACAUUCAAAACUCCUUUUGAUGUCAGAAAGUGGCAGAAAGUGAACCUGGUUUUUGAGGGAGUAGAUACAGUAGCACACAUCCUGCUCAACAAUGUCACUCUUGGGAGAACAAACAACAUGUUCAACAGAUACAGCUUUGAUAUUACCAGCAUGAUCAAGGAGGUCAAUUUUAUUCAAGUCCAUUUCAUAUCAGCCAUUUCAUAUGCUGCAGAGCAGAGCAGAUGUCACAAAGCAUACAGCGUCCCCCCAGCGUGCCCUCCACCUGUGCAGAAAGGCGAGUGCCAUGCUAAUUUCAUCAGAAAGGAGCAGUGUUCAUUUAGUUGGGACUGGGGCCCUUCUUUUCCCACUCAAGGAAUCUGGAAAGAUGUGAGGAUUGAGGCCUAUAACCAUUAUCAUUUGAUUUACUUUUCUUUAACUCCUUUCUUUGUGAGUAGAGCUCAGCAGUGGAGUCUCGAAAUUGAGUCCAUCUUUAAUGUAGUCGGCUCCAAGCCAAUUGCAGGUCUUGCAACUGUGAACAUUCCCAAACUGCAAACACAGCAAACAUACAGUGUGAAGCUGCAACCUGGUGAAGGCAGUAUUGUGCUGCUUGUAAACAUCAGCAAGAACUCUACAGUAGAAGCUUGGUGGCCAAAUGGACAUGGAAAACAAAUUGGAUACAAUGUGACAACAACCUUCAUCAUGGCAGGAGGAUACCAGAUUGAGAAAAUUUCAAAAGCCUAUUUUCGGACAGUAGAACUUGUUCAGGAGCCUAUUCCUGGGUCUCCAGGUCUGAGUUUCUACUUCAAAAUCAAUGGCCAACCCAUUUUCAUGAAGGGCUCAAAUUGGAUUCCAGCAGAUUCUUUCCAGGAUAGAGUGACCUAUGACACAUUAUGGCUACUCUUGAAGUCUGCAGCAGAUGCUAACAUGAAUGCACUCAGGAUUUGGGGAGGAGGAAUAUAUGAACAAGAUGAUUUCUAUGAUAUUUGCGAUGAACUGGGAAUAAUGAUUUGGCAGGAUUUUAUGUUUGCAUGUGCCCUGUAUCCAACAGACCAGGAUUACUUGGAAUCAGUAAGAGCAGAAGUUUCUCAUCAGGUAAGGCGGUUAAAAUCCCAUCCAUCGGUUGUUCUGUGGAGUGGUAACAAUGAAAAUGAAGCAGCAAUUGCAAGUAACUGGUUCUCCAUACCACAUGCUGACAGAGAAGUCUAUAUCAAAGAUUACGUGAUGCUUUAUGUGAAGAACAUCAGAGAAAUAGUUCUUGCUGAAGAUAAAAGUCGUCCUUUUGUUGUAUCCAGUCCUACCAAUGGUUUGGAGUCAAUUAAAGAGGGCUGGCUCGCUGAAAAUCCUUAUGACACGCAUUAUGGUGACACUCACUUUUAUGACUACAGCAGUGACUGCUGGAACUGGUCAGUGUAUCCUAGAACUCGUUUUGCUUCAGAAUAUGGGUUUCAGUCCUGGCCAUCUUUCAGUACGCUGGAAAAGGUUUCCUCUGCUGAGGACUGGUCGUACAUGAGCAAUUUCUCUCUCCAUCGGCAGCACCAUGAAAAUGGCAAUGACCAAAUGCUUCAACAGAUUGGAUAUCAUUUCAAGCUUCCCCUGAGCACAGAUCCCAUAAAAAAGUUUAAAGAUAUGAUUUACCUCACUCAGGUGAUGCAGGCUCAGUGCGUUAAGACAGAAACUGAAUUCUAUCGUUCUAGUCGAAGUGAAAUAAUCAAGGGAGAAGGACACACAAUGGGCUCUCUGUAUUGGCAACUCAAUGACAUCUGGCAGGCACCUUCAUGGUCUUCCUUGGAGUAUGGUGGAAAGUGGAAACUGCUCCAUUAUUUUGCCCAAAACUUCUUUUCCCCACUGCUGCCUGUGGCCUAUGAAGAUAAUGGUGUGUUGUAUAUCUAUGGUAUCUCAGAUUUUCACACAGACCACAAGCUGACUUUAAAGGUCAUUGUGAACUCCUGGAGUUCUCUGGAGCCAGUAUGCACUCUUGCCAAAGAUGGUGUGACUGUUAAAGCACAAAGUGCGUUCUCUAUCUACAAGGAGUCCAUAAAUGCCUUGCUGGAAAGAUGCAGAAAUUGUACCAGGAAAAGCUGUGUUGUUUCUUUUUACCUUGUGGGAGAAGAUGGACUCCAGAGUCCAAUGAAUCAUCACUUCCUUUCAUCCCUGAAGGAUGCUGUAGGAUUGGAAAAGACUCAACUUAGUGCCACUGUAUCGCAACAAGAUGAUGUUUAUAGAUUUGAUCUUCAGACUACUGCAAUUGCUCCUUUUGUUACUUUGGAUGUAGGGAGUAUAAAGGGUAGGUUUAGUGAUAAUGGUUUCCUCAUGAUGGAAAAGAAGAAGGUGGUUAUUUUUUAUCCUUGGGAGCCUACCAGUGUUGAAGAACUAGAAAAGUCGUUCACCUUGACAUCUUUGAUGGACGUUGCCUGAUGAUUUUGUUCUAGAUGACAAAACAGGGAGAGGAAAAACUGGGAAGAAUUUGACUGACUGCAGUUGAGGUGACCUACGAGAUGAGAUGACUGAAUGUUUUGUUUUGUCAUGUGUGAAUUUUAACUGCUGGUUCAAUGUAAAGAUAGCAACAACACAGCUUGCUUAUAAUAUAUGUGGUGCAUUGAACAUUGGCUUUCUCAGGUAAUUACAUCCCACACAAAAUGGGAGGGGUUAGUUGGUGUAAGACUCUUCCAAUUCAUGUAAAAGAAAUUACUGGGUUGUAGUUCUCUCCUACGUCAAAGACAACAGAUAUGUACCUCUAGACUAUGUUUGUAAAAUACAUAAAUUUUUUCCACUUUCACAAUGCUAUAAGUGAAAAAUCAUCCUAGGACUACCAGAAGGUAAGGAGGAAGGUCAGGGAAUGAAGCUGAGACCACCUCCACAGGCCAACAAGUUGAACAGUGCAUUUUUUUCACCCAGCUCACUCUUAGGGUGGUUUGUUUCAUCUACUGUAGUCCUUGCCCCAUUAAUCUGGUUGCUUGUGCAAGGCCUUAUUUGUGAGGCCAGGCUGAGGAAGGAAGUUGGGAGAAAGAAAGUGGGGGGGAGCACACCAUCACACAGUGCUGCUGGCUGCUGCUCUCUGUGUACCACUGCCUCAUUUAAGUCCCUCUGCACGUUCCUCAUGGCAGUGGCAGCAGGGGGCCUGAAGGUGUUCAGAAGCAUGUAGAUGUGGUGCAUGGAACAUGGUUUACUGGGCGUGGUGGUCAUGGGUUGAUGGUUGGAUCUUAGAAAUCUUUUCCAACCUUAAUUAUUAUAUGGUUCCCAGACAGCUGCAGUCACAAACUUUGUUUGCUCAUGUGGAUUCCUGCUUAGUGUGUCAUGGUAUGAGAUGUGCCUGGCUGUGGGAAAAGAAUGAGAGAAAAGUUGGCAAAGGUACAAAGAGAAAGGAAGCAAGAGAGAAAAUAAACGGUUAUUGAGAGGACCACAGCAUUAGAAUUUUCUCCUUUUUCUCCACUAAAUGCACAGUGCAGGGACUGAUGUUCUCCCUUGUGUAUUGCUGCUACCUCCUGGCACUCCCUGUGAGUGGCCUGUGCCCCACUCUGGGCCUCUUCUCCUUUCAGAGGAGUUGGCUUACUUGUUUAUCAAGCAAAUUGUGUCAUAAUUCUGCUUUGGUGUGUUUGUUCUUAACCUCUUGUGUGUAUGUCACCUCCAAAAUGUUAUAUGGACGUCACCAAAGGAAAACCUGACCAUCUUUAAUUUGUUUCUUUGUAUAUACCUUUCCUGUUGAAAACACUGCUUACUCAUGAUUAGAUCUGGGGGUCCGUUAUGUUUGUUAGUCCAUACAGAGUAACCGUACAUCACCUUUUACUCUGUUUCUGAAUAAGUUGUUCUUAAAACGUUUUGGCUUCCCGUGGAAAUGUCUCACUUAGGCAUUUAAAGAUAAGAAAAUAAAUGUGCUUCAGUGCAGGGGCUACAGCAGUCUGAUAGAUAGCAGAUGAUAGCAGAGGGUUUGGUCAUCUGGAAGUCCAGGUCACCAAGCUGUGCCUCAGCCAGGUUGCUAAACAUCAACUUCUUUCAGAUGUGAUUUGAAAUGCAGCUGAGAUCUUGCUGGGGUUCCACGGGGAACCUGUUGCAGUGCAACCACAGUAUGCAUUUUCCUGCAUUUUUCUACUUCACAGUAGAAAGUGUCUGAACAAGCUGUGCUGGUGACAUCCACCUCUGAAGUGAAAGCACCAUGUAGAUGAUAUUUAUGGGGGUGAUGGGUUAUGGAGUGCAUACAGGGAAAAUGAUUGUGUGUCAUAUUGGUCAGUUAAAAAAACCUGAAGUAAAGGGUUGCUUUGUUGUAGUGGCUGCAGUUCUAAUGGGCAAUAAAUAAACAUCUUGACAGGUGCUUGGUGAUCUGCAGCUGUUUUUGGAAUGGGUCAUUAACCAAAAUGAAAAUAGUCCUGAGGAAGAGGAAAAACUUGAAUGUGGAAGUGAAAUGAUUAAUGGAGUUUCCUUACAAAUGCUUUACUAGGUCAUCAAAACAGCUAACUGAGCAUUGGAGGUCUUUUCUGAUUCAAGAGUUGUUAAAAGAAGAUGUGAAAUAAUUAAAAUAUGUUUAUGUGCUACUAUUUACAGAUUAUGUUAAAUAAAUAGGGAAAAUUAUAGCCAUGAAUAAAACUUUACAGAUAAUGCAGGUGUUGAUCACCUCAUGUAAAUGGUACAUGAGAGGCACCCUGGGCCAAGAAUAGAAGAAAAAGCCUUUAGAUUUUUCAGUAUCUUGGAAUCAAGUGGAAUCAUGACAGCAAUAGAGCCCUAUAUAAGGUAAGGAUGGAAAAACGUAACCACUAUGCCGAAAAUAUGGGAUAAAAAUUAUUAAUAAAUACCACUUCAGCAUGUUAGGAAAAUAAGAGGUUAGUCAGUAUCUUCCCAUCCUGCUUUGAUGGGAAGAUACUACAAAUGUCUCUUCCAGGAACAUCUAGCUAGAAUUUCAAUAUGGCACUUAAUAGAGUUCAAUAAAUAGACAGAAUUACUUGUUUCAAAGAAUAUCGAGAGGACUAUCUUAAGACCAAUGAUAUUUGUUCUAAGUGCAUCUUGGAAUAUAAAUGAAAUUUCACAGUCAUAGAAGAGAGCUUUUGGAUCUUUAGAAGAUAUAAACAAUGAACGUAGACAGCUGUGAACUUGUUUGGCCUGCCAUGAAUUCUGGGCAACAUUAUGAAAGUACGUGAUGUGGCUCAUCGAUAAUGGUAAUGGCUGUGCAACCAGUGCCCAUCUGCAAUGUUAUACAGAAAAGUGCUCUUCCAUAAAUGUUGUUCUGCUCUUGUGUUUUGCAGUUACCAGAUUUUGGAGGUCAAAAGCACCCUAAUUCUGUGUCCAUUCUUUCUCACUGGAAAGCUGUUACUGAGUACUAUGUGCAACAGUACAUAGAAGAUUUACAAUUACUUAGGCCAAAUAGUUGGUCACAAAGCCGUUCCCUAAAUAUAGUCUUCAUAUCCUUAAUAUGUUCUUUUGGUUUAAUGGUGCUUCAGCAGAUUUGUAUUUGUAGAUGCUACUUUUCUUGCUCCCUACUGCAGCAAUCACUGUAACAUCUACUUUGGUUGACUAUUAUCCCUUGGUGUUUUUGCUGUUAUAUACUUAAUUACACUGUUCUGCUUUUGUCUCAGAUCAGGGCAAGGACAAGAACACAACAGCGAAGAGAUCUUUGGAGUAUCCAUCCUAUCUAUGCAUCAUCCAUAGCCAUCUGAGUGUGGGUUCCAGUGGCUCAACUGCACUUGUAUUGCCAGCUGUAGGAAUCUUUUGAAUUCAUCAGAAGUUUGGAUGAAACUUGUGGCAGAAUCGCUGCAGGACUGCUCUGCUUUAAGAGCAUUGUAUGCUCCAGAAGAGCUGUAAGCUGUAAACCAUGCUUCCUCUGCGUACACUUCUUCCUUCAACCUGCAUGAGGCAGCAGUGUGCUUGGGCAUUUCCCCUUCGUUGUGCUGCCUGCCUCCUUCCAGGUGCCAGAAGAACAAGGCUGCGUGCCCUGCAAAGGAUGACUGCCUGCUGAUAAGAGAAAAGGAACUAUAUCCACAUUGCUGAAGACUGAGGUCAGCCAAGGAUCAUCAGUGUGUCAAAAACUCCACCCCUGUGCCAUGAAAGCUGGCUAUGGUGAUUUUAGGAGCUUUUUCCAGACAACCGUGCUGCAAAACUUCUGAAAGGAACAGCCAGAAACCAUCCUUUGAUUGCUGUGUGCUUUACCUCUUUGAAUUAAGUGAGCUGAUAUUAGGCAUUAAUAAGGAGUGUCUUUCAUCUAUAAAAGAAAAUCCUCACAAACCAGCAAAUGUCAACUGAGAAAGCCCUACAUGGUACACAAACAGAAACAGGUAAGGAUCUCAGACAUAAUGGGUAAGAAACUCUGCUGUCUAUUAGCAUUCCAAAGCAAGGAGGAAGAACUAAGAAAUGUUAAUUUUACCUGUCUCUCCCUUUGCAAAAUUGGCUGGUGAUGAUAUAGGAAAAGCUUCUAUUGUGUUGUCCUCCUGGUGAGGCUGACUUUGUGAACUAGAUAGUGCUUUCUCAAUUACUUCAAUAGCUUCCGUGUGAUCCAUCUGUCUCAAAGCAGCAAUCAGCUCUUGAACUGUACCUCCAGAAAUCUAAAAGAGAAGACAGCAGAUGCUCACAGCUUCAUCCUGGCUCGCCAAAACCAAAGGGCUGCAGUAUCUCACUGUGCAGGACAACAUUCACUGCACAUCUGCAUGUUCUUUAUAACUUGUUACAGCCACAUUACCUUAUAGUUAUCUAGCAGAGUUUUCGAAGGUGAAGGGCUCAACCUGAAAGCAUUAUUAAGAAUGCCAAGACCCAACUUUUCUGCUAGAGUAGACCAGUUCUUGCUUGAAUCAGGUGUUUCCAAUAGCUUGUAAAGCUGCUGCUUGGAGCUUUCAUUCAGCUCUUUCAGAGGGCCUGGGGAACAGAAAAAUACAUCUGUAAUUUACAUGAGUCACACACCAGUUCAUUUCUAAGCAGAUGCAAAACCAAAUUAAAAAUUACUUAUUGUAGCAUCCACUGCUAUUUACUAAUAUAUUGCUGUAAUACUGAAAACGUACAAACUUGGGUCCUCAUGCCGUGCUUCUUAACAGAAUCUUGCUCAUUCAAAGACUGCAGUGGUAGUGAGUACCUCUUCUCCCUCCCCACCUCCCUUACGAGCCUCUGCUUGUUUUGUUAUUCUCCAAGCAUGCUUUGUGUACUCAGCUGUUCAUUACCAAGGGGAGGCCAGGUCCUCUUUACAGAUGUUACCUUGUGUCAUUAAGUCCUCUGAAACUGCUGCUGCUGCCACGUAGGGUUUACCAUUUAAUAUGUCAUAUACCUAAAAGAAUACAUUCAAUUUAUUAUUUAGCAAAACCUGGUUGAUUGUCCAUUAUUUGGACAAGUUUCAGUAGUAUUGUUUCAGUAUUGUAAAUGGCCCCCCCCCCCCUUUUUUUUUUUUUUUUUUUAAAUCAUUUAUACCUUGAGGGAUAAACCUGUAAGUUCAUCUCCCUUGCCCUUAAGCUCUGUCGUCUGGCAAUUAUUGUCAGGAUACAGAAGCAGUCUGUGCAGUAAACAAGGGGCUGUAGCAGCAGCUAAGUGAGGAGUUAGCAGCUAUCUACAACUAGUAAUUUGAAACAAAGCCUGGGCUCCAUUUUCAUCUUCUCGGUACCACUCCCCACCCUCGCUCCAUGUGAUCAGAAUGCUGGCUACUUAUAUGCUCACAUCAUGCUAGCUGCAUGUACUUGGAUACUGGAGCUUGAACCAUGUAAUCUAACCAAUGUUCAGGUAAGACACAAAAGUCUAUUUUCACUACAUACCACCCAGUCUGCAGUUCUAAAGACCGUGCAGCAGAGAAAUGUAUUACAGUGUCUCACCCUGGGCUCGCAGACCCUGAACGUGCACCUGCAAGCACAAGCUGCUCAAUCUGCUGCAUUCUUUUCCAUACUGACAACCCCAGUGCAGCUACUUUGAAGAAAUGCUUGUUCAAUCCCGCUCAACAGAACUAAGAGGAGCUUCCAAUCCUACUUCACCGUUUCUUAUGGCUCAACAACAGACCACGUACCUCCCAGUUGGCUGCCAUAUCCAGUGGCGUUGUUCCAGGUACAAUUCCUUCAUCAUCAUCAUCUUUCACAUCUUCUUCUACAUCAAAGAGUGGCUCAAAGUUCUCAAUGUGAGGAUCUGCACCUGGAAAACAAGCGGGCAAGAAAUUUCUAAGGAAAGGCUUUUAAGCUGUUUUACAUUGUGUUGUUGAAAAGCAUAGUUAAAAUAGCUAAAUUAGAAGGUUUGCAAUUCAAAACUUAAAAUACAUAUUUUAACUCAGAAAAUAGUAGGGUUUUUUAAUAAACUGAAGUUAAAUCAUCCCUGUGUAUUCAUCCAUUAUACAGACGGGGGAAAAAUGACAAGCAGUGUGUUAAGGCCUGAAGAGUCUGAUUAUAUAAGCUGACCUUCCAGUUCCAUUCUUGGCUCACACAGAGCACGUAUGUGAUGAAGCACUGAUGCAGGGCUUCCCUUUUGUAGUGUCAGAGAAAGCACAAAUGUUACUAAAAGAGCAAUCACACAGCCAGAGCUGUGGGAGGCUUGGAUUUCUGUUUCUAAGGAGAAAAUUCAGGUAUCGAAGGUUUAAACGCAACUGAAAAAACCAUUCCAGUACAAAACCAAAACUAACUUUACUGUAGUGAUACAGAACUGGGUAGAAGUGUUCCCAGUUUCUUUGCCUUUAAAAGCAGUCCAACCCUUAUUCCAAGCAUAAAACUGGUUUUUUUGUCUGCUGCAGGUAUUUAAAAAAAUAUCUACAAAUACCCCAAAACUUCCAAGAAUGCUUGGGAACUAUUUUUACUUAGAUAGUUUUGCUUUGCUUUUUUUAGCCAUUAGAUGGUGCUAAAGACCCCUGAAACUAGGACUUUCCCGAGCAGAAACAAGCCUUUUAACAUCUGCUAUCUUCUCCUCAUUAAGAAGUUCACUAACUCCUAAGUGCAGCCCCCUAACGUGAAUUGGCACAGUUAAAGAGAACACUGCAACAAAUAUUUGACUGAAUACCUGCUGCUUUGAGAACUGCUGCCAGUUUUGUAAAGCCCCUUCCAGCUGCUAUGUGAAGAGGCGUUGUGCCAUCGUAGGUAGUGCUGUCCACAUCUGCAUCACCCUAAGUAUUAAAAGAGAAGAAGGAAAACGCUAUUCAUGCAUACAGUACUGCUACAUGGAGACUUGGCUGCAUAAGCCUUGUUAUUCUGCAAGCAGCACCAUUCCAUGCCUGUCUGUGCAAAAAUUCCAGCCGUUGUCUGAAAAGAAUGAAUCGGAAGGUGAUUACAGCUAUUGGCACACAAGAACAGACAGUGGUUGCGCACUGCAGUACUACAGCAGGAGGCAUGCUGUCUGAACCCAAAUAGGCCAGGUAGAUAAAACUCAAAAGCCACUUUGCAUCCCAUAAUACUAAUCAGAUAAUAGUUCUAUUAUCAGAUUACCCUCAGCAUCUGCUGUGCACUGAAAGCUGCCUUCCUGCUGCCCUUCAGCAGAGCAGAUGGGCCGCUAGCACAUCUGUACCCCAUACCAGGGGAGCUACUGCAGGUAGCUGUGGGUGUGUGCAAUUAAGUGUGCUAAGAUCAAGGUGCGAGAGAUGAGACAAAUAUUUACAGAUACACACAGCUAUCUCUCUGCACAUCUGCAUACGCAUUCCACCACACCAGAUCAGCAACUUGUUCGUGAGUAGUUUCAUUGGCUGCUGGGAUUGCUCAGUGCAAAUUAAGCAUGGCACAGGCAGUCAGGUCAGGGUCACAAACCAAAUUUCUCAGCUUAAAAAAAGGUUCAUCAGCAGUGCUGAAUAACUAAUAGCAAAUAAAUAACAUCAGUGAAAAUUUUCCCAUUAUACCAGUUAAAAUAACCAAGCCAAUAAAGAGAAACACCACUUCAUUUCCACUGCAGACUGACUUAUUUUAAAAGUCUUGAAAAUACGUCUCUGGGAAGACCGGGGAGAAAGAAAUUCUGCCCUCACCUCAAGCAAAAGGCAGCCUGCCAAGGGGAUGUUCUCUUGUUCAACAGCUAAAUGCAAUGCAGUUCGUCCAGAUUUUUGUUCCUGAGCAUUGACGUUAACUCCAGCAGCAAUCAGUAGUUUCAGACAGGACAAGCUAUUGGCCAUCACCACCAUGUGAACUGCACUGAGACCUACACAAAAGCCAUUUGUGUACGUUAACAUUUGAAAAACACAGAAAUGUCACAGCAAUGACUUCUUAAGCAGCUGCAUCUCUGAGAGGCUGUAAAAUGACUGAGAGUUACUGUAGUUAUCUGAGCACGAGUGACCUUUGCCUGUCUGUGCACCAAAAAUGGUGAUAAUUGAAAUGUUCUUCGUGCAUAAAUUGGAACUACUUGUAUUAUUGUGACUCAAAACCAUGCAUGAGAAAAAUCAGCGAAUUGCACAGAGGAACAGAAAGGAAGAAAAAUGAAUCACCCUAGAAUGUUCUAGAAACAUCCUGGAGAAUAAUGCUCCUUAAAGGUCAGACAGCUCUGUCACCUCAACAUUAAUUGCUCAAAAAGAGAAUCAUAAAGCUUUCUACUUACAAAGAAUACGAAGGAUCAACUCUCUCUGACAAACUUAACACAGUUUUUUAAAUCGCACAGUGACAUUUUUAGGCCAGGUAUUUUACUAUCUACAUCUAGUGCAAGAGUACUAAAUUCAAAUGACCUGAGCCAUUGAGAAGUGGGAGAGUAGGGUCUCUGUGGGUAUUUUAUAAGCUUUAAUAACUCUGUGGUCCCAGUGUUCCAGAUGUGAUACUUGACACUGGUCCAGAAAUGACUUUUGAGGGAACUUUAUCCACUGGAGAAGAGGAAAUAUUUUCACUUGGAAUUUCUUCUAAACAGUGGUUCUCUAAGGCAUCCCAAGAGGAACACGGUUCCUGAAUUUUUGUGAUGCUAAAGAACAAAAAGUUCAAAUCCAUAGUGUGUAAUAUGGACAUUACCAAUCUCUACGUUCUGUAUAACCACAAAACCUACACAUGUAUGUUCUUUUAUCUGACUGCAGGUGUAUAAAAGCCAAGGCUACAAUGUGCAAACCAUGGAAAGAUGCAACUUCCAAGGUCUGUAUCCGCCUAGAAAGACUGGGUUGUCAGAAAUGGUGGGGUGCUUGUCUAGAAGGCAAGUAAGUGUAAAGUACAGGCACUAUCGUUCCAUACCUUCGCCAUUGAAAAGGUCAAUCAUUGAAGAUGCCUUCUGAUGCUUGAGGAGCAGACUCAGAAUCUUGUCAUCUCCUUCAGCAGCAGCUAAAUGUAAGACAGAAUUACCAUGGCGAUCCAGAAGGUUGACAUUUGCUCCAGCCUUCAGCAAGUCUUCAACCACCUCUGCCUGCUUUGUGAUUACUGCCAGGUGCAAGGGGGUCUGGAAGCGACAGAAGUGAGCCAUGAGAAGAUGAGGGGCAACAACACCCCUUUACAGAAAUCUGCUAAGCCAAUGAAAGCACCUACUGUGAGGUGCUGCUCCGCUUUAACACUGGCACAGGUGAAAAACUUGUGUACGAGUACAUUUUCUUCUGCUGUAUAAUACAGAUAGGGUUUUCUACUUACUGGAAAUAAAAGCCACCUCACUGGUAUCAGCAGUCAGACCUGAGGAGGAAGGAAGACAUUGCCUACCUUGUGGAUUGGGGGACUAACCUGGCUGUUUGUAGUGCAAGGGUCUUGGAAAAUGAGAGAAUCCCCUGUACUCCCAGAUGCACUAACCCUGCCAAGCUCCUGCCACAGAAGGAGCACACACACUUUCUAGAGCCUGUUCAGCUCUGCCUCUGCAACUGAAUCAUACUCUAAUUUUGCUCCUAAAAAGCAAGUUCCCAGCCACAGGUUUAGGAUUUCCUUAUCCUUCAAAACAACUACAUACAAAAAAGCAGAAAAACUUGCUGUUCUGUUUGCCAAAGUUCAGAUUACACAAUAUCAUCUAGCUGAUACUGUUUGCAUGGGUUCCUAUUUUUGCACAAAGACACCUGUAGCACUGAGGCUCUCAGGCUGAGAUUUCAAAUUUUUCCAGAUGUUAACUGUAUACUGCAUCCUUGCCAAUAACAAGUUUCAUGGAUCACAAAGUGUGUAUUUAACAGUGAGGCACUGCAGUGGUUUAGGAAAUUGUAUUCCUAAACUAAAGUAAUCUGAAAAAUGGAGAAGAUUCCAUCUCCAUAUCAUUACUUUUAUAUUUACAGAUUACUGUAAAAAAAGGAACUAAUUUCUUUAAUAAUCUAUAUACCUAUUUCUUUAAUAAUCUGUAAAACAAGCUUGUGUUUGUCAGUGGAAUUACCAACGUAUUUGCAAUUACUUGAAUUGAUAUGGCAAAGCAUGAGAAUCUUUCAGAGUAUCUGCACAAAGGGAAACCUUAGACUAAACCUGCAUUUCCCUCCCAUCACUGGCUUAAGGCUUAAGUGAAAGGUAGAGCAGCUGGAGAAGUUCUGGUAGUUAGAGAUUUAUUUCUUCUAUGGAGCACAGCUUUGCUUCCUAUUUCUGUUAAACAGAGGGCAUGCAAAAUUCAGUUCAGAAUCUUUUUGCUUUCAUCACCUUUCACAUUUCAAACUUCCUUUAUGAGAGGACAAAAUGAAACAUGAAGGAGAACAGAGAAGUCACAAUAAAGCCUCUGAGAUUAUCUGCACAGAACGAAGUCUUGGCUGUAUCAUUUAUAGCGUGGAGCUGAACAGAAAGAAAUGGCACAAGUCUCAGAAGUGCUGCUGUGUGAUGUCCAGCUGGGUACCUUUGUGACAACGGAAUGGCAUGCAUGGUUGAAGAGAGCUGCUUCUACUGGCAAGUUUCCAUAGCUGUUUAUAAAGCCCAUCUAAGUUGCAGCAGAAAAAGCUCAAACUGUGUUACAGAUAAGUUGAGGAGAGAAUUGUGCUGGGCUGCUAACAGUUACUUCCCUACUGGGUAAAAGACGUUUUUUUUUUUUUUUUUUUUUUUUUUUUUGUGGUACACUGUGAACUGAAAAAUGAAAGAGAAACUUUGGUGCUCAUACAACGGGCAUGAAGACCUAGGCUACAGAAAGACAUAGUUUGUUACAAGCUUCCUCAGCAACACACUCAUGAUCCUGAAUUAUCCUGCAUUAAAACAUUUGAAAGAGCCCAGAGUUGGCACACUAAUCCAGAUCUCUAAUUUAAUAACAGAGGAGCCAAAUAAUGAAAAUAUAAACUGAAGAAUUCGGUAUUUUGGGGCUGUUCUAUAAUAAACAAAUGGAGAUGUCUCUCUUAACAUCAAGGCAGUUAGGAAUUAAUAGAAGGAAAACAUGCCCUUGUUCUUCCACCUCCUUACAGCGUGUCACUGUGUUCCUCAGUGCGUGAAACUGUAAACCAGUUUGCCUUACUAUGUGAUCUGGGCUCAUUCUGAUGAACAGAAGGAAAAUAAGACAGUAAGGAGAACAGUUACAGCUGGCUGAAUGAUCUCCAUCAGUUACACCACCACAACAGCAUACCUGAUAAAGGUCAUUUCUCAUGUUGAUAAUGCUGCUAUAAUUCAUGUCCGGCAUCACUUGCAACAGGUUUUUAACCAGUUCUCUAUGAAGGUGGAUAAUUGACAAAUGAAGGACACUGAAACAAAAUAACAGAUUAGCAUUGUCACUGUAUUCUCAAACGUAUGAUACAAAUUCUAAGACUUGGCUGUACAGCUGACUAUUAGAAGUCUUUGUCAACACCUAAAAUAAAUGCUAACAUUAAAAAAAACUGAGCCAGAAGAAAGCUGUGUUACCGCUUCAAUCACAAAAGAAGAGUCAGGAUGAAUUUUGCUGGUCCUGAGUAUGACUUAACUACUAGCCCUACAAAUAAAAACUUUGCAUCACAAAAGAAAUGUCUCAGAACUUGUCUCAAAUAGCCACAUUCUUCACUGGCUUUUUUUUUUUUUUUUUGUCAGUAUGCUGAAUAAUUAAAGCACAGACAUCUCUUCCUGUCAAAGCCUUCCUCCAGAAUUUCCACAGCCCUCUGCCACCCAGGCAGAUUUUCCCUCAGGGGUUCCCCCCUCCCCAUUCUGUAGGUUUGUCUUGUUUUCAUUUUCAAACAGAAAAAUGACUCAGGGCUCAGGUCAGUGACCAACACCCCCAGGAUUUGCAGCAGUGGCCAAAGGUGUCUUUCUUGCUGAAGGAAAAAUGUGCUGAAGGACAUGAGUGACUCUGCAAAGCAAAGCACCACUUCUGCUGAGUUUCUGCUGCAGCCUUUGCUGUGCUCUGCUCCAGAGAUACUUCCUUCACUCCGCCAGCCUGAGUGGCUGUACUUGCCAAAAAAACACCAGGAAAAAAGCAGGUUGUGACAAUAAUCAUUCAUCUGAUUUGUCUUGUUUCUUUGAGACGUCAUUUCAAAGCUGUGCCCCGUUUGGAAUCACACCUUAGCAAGCUCUCCCUGGCCAACUUCUAGAGUCUCUUAAACCUUUUGCUGAGGACAUGCAUCAGCACAGGUCACACAAUGUGCUUGUUAAGGAACCUGCUACAGGAAUACCUGAAUGCACUCACAUCUACACUUCUAUCAGAAAAAUAAAGAAGUCCCUUGCCAUUUGUGGCAUAGAGUCCUCUUUCAGUUCAGAACAAGCACUCCGAAUCCCCAAGAUACGUUAAAAAAGGAAAAAAACAACCAAGACUUCUAAAACAAACUCAUCCCGAGAGGCUGUUUUAUUGUCUCUGGAUACUGCCAUAGGCAGCACUGUGGCACUCUUCCUCCCUCAGCUCUUCUGUGCUGUUCCAACAGUCCCACUGCUGCCAUAAAAGAAGUGUUCCUCUGCUCCCCAGGAGCUACUCUCUAUGAUCUCUCCUGCUGACAUUUUAUUUCCAAAUCUCACAGAUUUGCUCUUCUACUGCCUUCAGUUCUCUUUCCUGUGGUAAAUAUUUCAAUUUUACCUUGUGGAGGCAAAGUGCUUUAAUGUGACUUCAUGAGAUCUGUGCUAUGAAUGCAGUAACAGUGAGCACUGCUUAAGUACAGGCUGAUCACAGAUUAAUGUACUUGGUAUCAAAGCCAUUACACAAAACACAGGAUCUCAACAAAGGUAUUUUCAUUCCCUACAGACUAUUUUCAUGAAAGAUGUACAAAACUGUUGUUGGUAAUAUUUCUGUCAUGGCUUCAGCAAAAAAAUUUAUAGUGUUUUCCAUGUGUUUGUAAUGAUUAAAGUGAAAGUUACAGAGAA